AAGCACUCUCACCACUGCCAGAGCCGCCGUCGUGCCUUGCACACUCAUCUGAUCCCUGCUGUCUCUCCCUCUCUCUGUGUUAUGGAUCUGUAUCUGCCACUUCUGUGCCUGUGGGUAGAAGAGCUUGCACUCCGCCUGCCCUGAGCCUGCUGCCUGCAAACCAGGACCUCUCUCUCUCUUUUUAUAAAGGAAUUAUAAGAACAUUGGAACAUUUACUAGAGAAGUGACUGAGGGAUUCCCACAGCAUGACACGUUGCUCACGGCCGUAACCCUUAAGGACUAAUUUCAACGAAAAGACUGGAAAUUUAUCACCUUGGAACUCUCUUUGGAUAACGUUUUUAUUUCCAUUCUGCCGUUUUUUUUUUUGUUUUUUUUUUUACAAAUUGAUAUUGUUAUUGGGGUUUAAAGAUGAAGAUUUAUUUCCUGCUUGGGAUUUUUCUAACCUUCCUUCUACACACGAGGAUCUGCCAAGGAAUUAAAUGGUUAGCUUUGGCCAAGACGCCCCUAUCCCUGGCCCUGAAUCAGAGCCAACACUGCAAGCAGCUGGAAGGCCUGGUCUCCUCGCAGAUGCAGCUGUGCCGGAGCAACUUGGAGCUGAUGCAAACCAUCAUUCAUGCAGCCAAGGAGGUGAAGAAAACCUGCAUUAAAGCUUUCACAGACAUGCGCUGGAACUGCUCCUCCAUCGAGCUGGCACCCACCUUCCACCAGGACUUAGAGAGAGGUACACGGGAGUCGGCGUUUGUUUACGCCCUUUCGGCGGCGGCCAUUAGCCACACAAUCGCGAGAGCCUGUACCACCGGCGAUAUCCCAGGAUGCUCGUGUGCGCCAAUCCCGGGCGAGUCCCCAGGACCCGGGUACCGGUGGGGUGGGUGUGCGGACAAUCUGAAUUACGGAAUUCUCAUGGGUUCCAAAUUCUCAGACGCUCCGAUGAAAAUGAAAAAGUCGGGGUCCCAAGCGAAUAAGCUCAUGCACCUGCACAACAGCGAAGUGGGGAGACAGGUGCUAAAGGCCUCGCUGGAGAUGAAAUGCAAGUGUCAUGGCGUCUCGGGAUCUUGUUCCAUAAAGACCUGUUGGCGGGGGCUGCAAGAGCUCCGGGAGAUUGCGCUGGACCUCAAAACUAAAUAUCUGUCAGCAACCAAGGUGGUGCAUAGGCCCAUGGGUACCCGCAAGCAGCUGGUCCCCAAGGACAUCGACAUUCGGCCGGUGCAGGAAACAGAAAUGAUUUAUCUACAGAGCUCCCCGGACUAUUGCUUGAAAAAUGAAAAAAUGGGAUCUCACGGGACCCACGAGAGGCAGUGCAAUAAGACGUCCAACGGCAGCGACAGUUGCGACCUAAUGUGCUGUGGGCGGGGCUACAACCCCUACAUGGACAAAGUGGUGGAGAGGUGCCACUGUAAGUACCACUGGUGUUGCUACGUGACCUGCAAAAAAUGUGAAAGGACUGUGGAGCGGUAUGUGUGUAAAUGAGGUGCCCCGGGGGGCCCCCGCUCUGCCUGGAGGAGCGCUAAUAAACACCCCAACAAAGCACCGUCCGUCCUUGGAAGAGGCCUUCUUCAGGAUUCCUUCCCGGCGAGCUGGUGAGCCAUGGAGGCAAUAAGCAACUUCCAUCCCCAAGUCCUACGGUUCAUCUGCCCAAGGAUUGUGUUUUGUUCUUGUUUAAUUAGGUGCCUAAUGCCAUAAAAAAAGACUAAAAAAUAUCAAAAUGGAGGUUAAAGUGGACCUUGAAGGACCUGCUGGUAGGAGAAGGUGAAGAAGGGAACCAAUUGUUUUUGGACUGAACCCUCGUAUCUAGGUGGGUCAGGCCUUGAUGGAUCCAGGCGUGUUUUGCCUUUGCCAAUACAAUUGUAUCAUGUGAUCUAUUCCGGAUGAUGUCAUAGCAUGAUGUCAUGGAGAGAACGACUCACAUAAGGAUGACCAAUCAUUUCAACGCAGCCAUAUUGUAAAUAAAGGUCCUCUUGGGUGACCCAAAAGGGACAAACUGAUCUUCCCAAAUCCCGGACUGGCUGUUCCAACUGGAAAAUCCUCAUGGAGUAAAGAGUUAAUAAUUCUCGUUACAUCAACUGUGUUUACAUUCUGGGGAAUUUCAUCCAGACCCCCCCCCCCCCCACUCUGGUUUAAACCAUCUGGUUCCCAUGACAACAGUGCAGUCCCACUGUCGGCGGAUGUACAAAUUUUCUUUUGUAUGCAGAACGUACAGAGAUAUUUAUAAAUAUAGCAUUUGCCCUCCUCUAUUCUACCUUUUUUUUUUUUUAUAUAAAAGUAUAAAUAUAUAUAAUUAUAAUUGUAAGAAAAAAAAAAAACAGCUUUAAGUUUGUAUGAAAAAAAAUGCUAAAGGUAAAAUAUAAAAUGGUUUUUACAAUAUAUUUUUAUAUUGGUGUUCUAUGCUAUUUUAUGAAAUGUCAUUUGUACAUAUUUUACAUUAAAGGAAUUUAAAAAUAAAA
Messenger RNA from Xenopus tropicalis (tropical clawed frog), 2441 nucleotides. RefSeq names its product Wnt family member 11 (gene wnt11). NCBI's taxonomy places the organism in Eukaryota, Metazoa, Chordata, Amphibia, Anura, Pipidae. Gene Ontology annotation, biological process: Wnt signaling pathway. The record is from RefSeq and is marked provisional. Gene Ontology annotation, cellular component: extracellular region. Gene Ontology annotation, molecular function: signaling receptor binding.